CCCUUCUAUCUCUCUCAAUGGAAAAACCCUACUAAAACCCUAACUGAAUCAGACCAUCAUCCAUCCAUAAUAAUAUGAAUCUCGCAUUCCUCCAUCUCCGGCGACACCUCCGUCGUCCCCACUGUCACCAGCACUACCGAACCUUCAUCGUUCUCGACGACAUCAAAUGGGUAAGUGACCGUGCUCUUGACCACGCCGUUGAAAGAGAAAGGAACCUAAACCCUCUUCUCAUCCUCAAGAACCUCAUAAAGUCAGAGCCAACCAAGACUCUUCCUCUCUCCAUCAUCACUGAGAAACGUCAAUCCCUUGGCAUUCUCCUCCGUCCUAUCGAAUUAAUACGAACUUACCCAUCUGUUUUCGAAGAGUUUCUACCGGGCGGUAUCCAGAUCAAUCCGCAUGUCAAACUCACGCCGGAAGUUCUUCACAUCGACUCCGAAGAGCAAUUGGUUUACCAGAGUGACACUUAUAAGAAGAAAGUUGCUGACCGAUUACUGAAAUUGUUAAUGCUAGGCAGAACCCACAAACUCCCGCUUCAUAUUAUUGAUCGAUUGAGUUGGGAUUUAGGUUUACCCCAAGAUUACAUAAAAUCCAUUGUUCCAGAAUUUCCAGAUUAUUUCCAGGUUACCCAUCAGAAAAAUGGCGAUUCUUCAUUGGAAUUGGUCUGCUGGAGCGACGAGUUAGCAGUUUCAUCAAUGGAGAAGAUGGCGAUGUCAAAGGACCGAUGUUACCAGAAGGGAAAUGCAAUAGCUUUUCCUGUUCAAUACAGUCGAGGGUUUGAGAUUGACAAGAAGUUCAACCAAUGGGUGGAGGAAUGGCAGAAACUUCCAUUCAUUUCACCAUACGAGAAUGCAUCACACCUCCCUGGUAAGAGCGAUGAAUCUAAUAAAUGGGCGGUUGCAAUCAUACAUGAGCUUCUCAAUCUGUUUGUCUCAAAGAAGACACGAAGAGACAACAUACUUAGUUUGGGAGAUUAUAUGGGAAUUCGAUCCAAGUUCAAAAGUGCAUUGCUUCAACACCCAGGUAUAUUUUACCGUUCAAACAAGAUUGGACGUCAUACUGUUGUACUUAAAGAAGGUUACAAGAGGGGCUUGCUCAUUGAAAACGAUACGUUGAUGGAUAUAAGAUACAAGUAUAUUCAUUUGAUGAAAACAAAGACUAAGAAGUCGAAAGCAAAUAAAAGAGAGAAAAGUAAAGAUUCUUCUUCAGCAUUGGCAAUUGAGUCAAAAGAAGAUGAAGAUGAUGAUGAUGAUGAUAUUAGUGAGGAUUUUGAUUGUGAAUCUGAGACAGAGAAUGAUGACUCCGAAGAUGAAAAGGAAGGUUCAGUUGUUGUUGAGAAAGGAAAAGGAAAGAGAAAUGGAAUGUAUGAGAACAGGAUGACAGCAUCAAAUCCAAGAGAUCGAAAUAGCAAAGAAAGGAACAACAGUAGAGGAGGAGGAGAACGACGUGAGAAUCAUUUGAAGUCUGCAGCAAGAUCAAAGCCUUCAGGAAAUCAAAAUAGUAGAUCAUCAUCGAAGAAGUUGGAUUCAAGAACACCUUAGAAGACUUUAUAAUAUAUUAUGCAGCAGCAAUAAGAAGGUUAGCUUUCUUAUGCUUAUAUAAAAUAUUCCCUUGCUUAUUGUUAAAUUGAUGAUGAUGAUCUCAAUUGGCUAGCAUCUUAUGAAGAAACAUGUUUCAUGAUUGACGAGAGACUGACUGCAAUUUCAUAUUGGUAGUAAAAGAACGAGAAAAUGGAUAAAAUAUGUCCCUUGUAUUUUGGUGUUUCAGUAUUAAUACAUGUUCUUUAUGGUCAACUCAUUUUGAUUUA
Messenger RNA from Impatiens glandulifera, 1804 nucleotides. Its product is annotated as protein WHAT'S THIS FACTOR 9, mitochondrial. Bases 75 to 1538 code for a protein of 487 amino acids. Gene Ontology annotation, molecular function: RNA binding. The transcript has a single exon. Lineage: Eukaryota; Viridiplantae; Streptophyta; Magnoliopsida; Ericales; Balsaminaceae. The record is from RefSeq and is a predicted model, not a curated record.